CAAUGACGCGAUCAGAAAGCGACAGUUCGAAACAUCUGAUUCAUUCUAAAGUGACAGAAUGUACAACCGCUGAUGAAGAAACGUCACCCAAUUCGAUGGUUAAAUUGAGUAAAACUUUCUCAUUCAAAUAUGCAUUUUGUGUUUGAAUAGCUAAUCUAUGCACUGUUAAGUGCGGUUGCCAAUAAAACGAAAGAAGAAGAAGAAGAAGAAGAAGAAUAGCUAAUCUCUUUGACCAUGAAGUUGGUUCAUAAAGACAUCGAGAAGGAUAAUGCCGGUCAGGUGACACUAAUACCUGAGGAAGCAGAGGACAUGUGGCACACCUACAACCUGCUGCAGGUGGGCGACAGCCUCAGAGCCUCAACCAUCAGGAAAGUGCAGACAGAGUCCGCCACGGGCAGUGUGGGCAGCUCACGUGUGCGCACCACACUGACUCUAUGUGUGGAGACGAUAGACUUUGAUUCCCAGGCCUGUCAGCUCAGAGUCAAAGGAACAAACCUCCAGGAGAACCAGUAUGUGAAGAUGGGAGCCUAUCAUACGAUUGAGCUGGAGCUCAACAGGAAGUUCACUCUCGCCAAAAAAGUCUGGGACAGUGUGGUGUUAGAUAGAAUUGAGCAGGCAUGUGAUCCCGCUCAGAAAGCAGAUGUGGCUGCUGUUGUGAUGCAGGAAGGUCUGGCCAAUCUGGUUCUCGUGACUCCAGCCAUGACCUUACUAAGGGCGAAGGUUGAGGUCACCAUCCCACGCAAGAGGAAAGGCAGUUGUACCCAACAUGACAAGGCAUUAGAGAGAUUUUAUGAGGCUGUCAUGCAGGGCAUUCUGAGACACUUCAGUUUUGAUGUGGUGAAGUGUGUUCUGGUGGCCAGUCCAGGAUUUGUGAAAGAUCAGUUCAUCUCGUACCUCUUUAAAGAGGCUGUGAGGCAAGACUGUAAACUUCUUCUGGAGAACAGAUCCAAAUUCAUGGUGGUGCACUCCUCAUCUGGACACAAAUAUUCACUCAAAGAAGUGCUGUGUGAUCCAGCAGUCACAGCCCGAUUGUCUGACACCAAGGCAGCUGGAGAGGUCAAGGCUUUGGAAGACUUUUACAAGAUGCUUCAACAGGAGCCUGAUCGAGCUUUCUAUGGAUUGGCUCAUGUGGAAAGAGCGAGUGAAGCUUUAGCCAUUGACAUCUUGAUGAUCAGUGACCAACUAUUUAGACAUCAAGACAUAGCCACCCGCAGCCGGUAUGUUCGGCUUGUAGACAGCGUGAAGGAAAAUGGAGGAGAUGUCAGAAUAUUCUCAAGCCUACAUGUAUCUGGAGACCAGUUGAAUCAGCUGAGUGGAGUGGCGGCCAUCCUGAGGUUCCCCAUCGCUGACGUGUCUGACGCUGAGGAGGACAGCAGCUCUGAUGAAGACUGACAACAUGCUCUUCUGCAAAAGGAUUAGAUAUGAACGGGUGGAACUGCUUCGCAGUUUGGAACUAAAGGGAAUGAGACUGUUAUGCCCCUAAAUAAAGGAUAUGAAAUCAGUUGAAACGUCACAAAACACCGGUAUAAUUAUGAUUAUUUGGAGUGAUUAUUAAGCAGGAAAGCUGAAGAAUAUUAUGAAGUACUGGAUGUAUAUUACUUUAUAAAUCCUUGUGUUAUAUCUUAUCAAGGAUGUAUAAUAACACACAUUGCUAAGUGGGUACUCGGCAGUCUUUGAAACAACACUUAAUUGUGAAUAAUUGCAAAUUAAUCUAUAGAGUCUUAAGGCAUUUCAGAACUGUGGAUUAUUUGAAUAGUUCCGACAUUGGUACCUUAAUUGCAAUGCACCGGUUUCAGAAAAGAGCAAUUAUGAAUGAGAAACAAACCAAACUAAGGAAGAAAAUGCAGUUUCGAAACAAAUGCUCCAAACGAGCCAGGUUUGAAAACACGCAUAGUAAAUGUUCAACUAUGUCUCUAUAUGCACUACUCAGAUUAACACCCAUUGGUGUAAAUAGUAAAAUUUGUUUUCAGAGGUGAUUCGAUUCUAUUCAGAAAUUGCCCUUCAUAUUUUGCACCAUGUUUUAUGAUGCAUUCAAGUCAUGUAGGAAAGAUACUUUUUAUCAAUUUAAUUAAUGCACAAAAUGAUAUCACGAAAUCGUAAUUAUGCGUGGGUAACUCAAUACAGCUGUUAUUUUUCCCUUAGUUUUCGAGUUGGGGGCAUGUCAGUGAGAAAACAAGUUGGACACAAUAGAUGCACCAUCUAUAUCGACUAUAGAUUUGUUGAAACAAUUAAGUUGUAUUUCUUUUACAAUAAAAAUCUCCAGUGCUGGCCCAAGCCUUUAUGGGGCCCUUUGCAGAAUUUUACAUGGGGGCCCCCUCAGUGCUGCCGAUAUGACUGAUUCUUGUCAAUGCUUGAUUAAUCACACACUAUAAAUCUAACACACCCAAAAUAAAUUGUAUUUGCUGUAGCUGUGUUGCUUACUUCA
Messenger RNA from Carassius auratus (goldfish), 2425 nucleotides. RefSeq names its product protein pelota homolog. The transcript has 13 exons. The coding region runs from base 235 to 1392 and encodes 385 amino acids. The record is from RefSeq and is a predicted model, not a curated record. Gene Ontology annotation, cellular component: cytoplasm. NCBI's taxonomy places the organism in Eukaryota, Metazoa, Chordata, Actinopteri, Cypriniformes, Cyprinidae. Gene Ontology annotation, biological process: nonfunctional rRNA decay; nuclear-transcribed mRNA catabolic process, non-stop decay; nuclear-transcribed mRNA catabolic process, no-go decay.